Molecule: messenger RNA, 474 nt
Organism: Pomacea canaliculata
Lineage: Eukaryota; Metazoa; Mollusca; Gastropoda; Architaenioglossa; Ampullariidae
Exons: 3
Coding region: 52-474 (140 amino acids)
Biological process (GO): signal transduction
Source: RefSeq, a predicted model, not a curated record
CUGCAGACAUCAAGACAUCAGCCACUCGUCACAAAUCUGUUCAGUCAACUGAUGCUGGAAGGUCUGAACGAUUUAAUGUUAUCCACGGACAUUCUAUUGCCAGCAUCGUCAUCGAAGGCAGCAGCUGUUCGUUGCCAAGGAUCCAAGGACGGUAUCAUGGGGAGACAGGAUCGUCUGCAAGCUGUGUUUUGUCUUGGACGCUUUGCAGGAAUUCUGGGACGGCGUCGCCUGACGGGAUGUGCAAAGCGAGGGCUGUUGCUGCUUCUGUUUGCGGUAGUCAUGGCGACAGCAGACUCGUCCCACCCGAGGAGCAGCUGGAGUGAGUGGAGCCCGUGCAGCAGGUCAUGCGGGACUGGAGUCUCUCGCCGCGUGCAGUCAUGUGGACAAGAUGACAGUGACUGCCACGCGAAGCUGUUCAGUACAGACUUUGCCAUCCACAGGUUUGUCCGUCACCCACUUGGACCCAAACGGUGA